UGGAAUCAUGUUCAGUCAACAGCCAUCUGUAAUCAUUGCUUUCGUUUCUCUGCGAUUUCACAGCAACUGAUAUGGCGCAGAAUGGAACUAUAGAGAACGGGCUCUCUCGAAACGAGGAAACCCCUGCAGCUCUGCCUCAACCUGUGAAAAACCCUGACAUCAAACACACGAAGAUUUUGAUCAAUAAUGAAUGGCACACCUCAGUCAAAGGAAAGACAUUUCCCACGUUCAACCCGGCAACAGGUGUCAAAAUCUGUGACAUUGAGGAGGCUGAUCAAGCUGAUGUUGACAAGGCGGUGGAAGGUGCCGCAGCAGCGGGGCGGAGAGGCUCGGCGUGGCGGCGGAUGGACGCGUCGCGUCGAGGUGCGUUGCUGCACAGACUAGCGGAUCUGCUGGAGAGAGAGCGAUGUCUGCUCGCUACUCUGGAGUCGAUGGACACUGGCAAACCCUUCCUGCAUGCUUUUUUCGUGGAUCUGGAAGGCAGCAUUAAAACUCUGAGAUAUUACGCUGGCUGGACAGACAAAAUUCAUGGGAAAACCAUGCCAGUCGAUGAAAACUUUGUGUGUUUCACCAAACACGAGCCCAUCGGUGUGUGCGGCGCCAUUAUUCCGUGGAAUCUCCCUCUGCUGAUGUUUAUAUGGAAGAUAGCGCCGGCUCUGGCCUGUGGAAACACGGUGGUCAUUAAACCCGCCGAGCAGACCCCGCUGACCGCUCUCCACGUCGGAGCGCUCAUAAAGGAGGCUGGUUUUCCACCUGGAGUCGUGAAUAUCGUACCUGGAUUUGGACCGACGGCCGGGGCGGCGGUCGCUAGUCAUAUGACCGUUGAUAAAGUGGCGUUCACCGGCUCGACAGAGGUGGGUCAGCUGAUCAAAGAAGCGGCGGGCAGGAGUAACCUGAAGAGAGUCACUCUGGAGCUCGGGGGAAAGAACCCCUGCAUUGUGUUCGCUGACUCAGACCUGCAGUUGGCGGUUGAGGAGAUUCAGAAAGGCGCAUUCUUUAACCAGGGCCAGGCAUGCACGGCUGCGUCACGCGUGUACGUGCAGGAGCAGGUUUAUGACGAGUUUGUGCGUCUCAGUGUGGAAAGAGCGAAGAACAUAGUGGUCGGAGACCCCAUGGAUCCACGUACCUCACACGGGCCACAGAUCGACCAGCGGCAGUUUGAGAAGAUUCUGGAGCUGGUGAGCAGCGGGAAGGAGGAGGGCGCGAAGCUGGAGGUUGGUGGAUGUGCGCUGAAGGACAGAGGUCUGUUCAUACAGCCCACCGUCUUCUCUGACGUCAAAGAUCACAUGCGCAUCGCCAAAGAAGAGAUCUUCGGGCCAGUUCAGUGCAUCAUGAAGUUUAAGACGCAGGAGGAGGCGAUUGACAGGGCCAACAGCUCAGAGUAUGGACUGACGGCCGCCGUCUUCACACGUAACGUAGAUCGAGCCCUGAGCGUCUCUGCGGCCCUCCAGUCUGGAACUGUCUGGGUGAACUGCUACAACGCUUUACACGCUCAAGCUCCAUUCGGAGGUUACAAGAUGUCAGGAAAUGGACGAGAGCUGGGCGAAUACGCGCUGGCAGAAUACACUGAGGUCAAAGCCAUCACUAUUAAACUCACAGAGCAGCUGAGACUGAUCUGAGAGCAGAGCUGCAUCUGUCAAUCAAGUGAUGGCAAAAAUGAUUUCUCAUUUCCUCUUAACCCAUUUUGUACCAGUCUCGGUUUAUUUUAUGCAGAUGUUCUGUACAGAUGAAAAAAAGGAUUUGUAUUUAAUUUGGAUGGGUUGAUAUCAAGCAAAUUCAUCCAUCAUCUUUCAAUAUUUACUAAUAUAUACAGUACAUAUAUAUAUAUAUAAAUACUCCUGUUUUUCCAAGCUGAUACAUAUUUUAAUACCGUAGAUUCACAAUGUUUUAGAGCGAGCUGAGCACAUUCAUGAGGCUUUUAGUGGUUAGAAAAAAGUUUUCCUGUCGUGGCAGCUACAAAACAUGACCAAGGAUAGUCUGUUAUUAUUUGUAAAAUAAACGUUGUGUUUCUCAUCGACUCAUUUAAACACAAUGAAUCUUUUCGAAACCUCCUUUAAACCGACUCCAUAAACGUGUAAUUCUGUGCCUUAUAUGUUGUUCCAGGAAGAACAUGACAUCAAACUGCCUUAUGGACUUUUUCCAUCCUCUUAUUUGCAGACGAGCUCAUAAAGCAGUUUAAAUGUUGAUUUCAUCCUUGUUUGCGGUCUCAGAGGUUUUGUCAAAAACUGUGCCUUCAUUUCCUUUAUACUCUAUACACGUCACAUGACUCGACCGGCAAUGUGAUAGAAGUGCUUAAAUCGAGAAAAAAAUGGAUCGAUGCAUUUAUAAAUGAUAGAAAUAGUUGUAUAGUGGAUUAUUAAAGUUCAAAAAUAAGGUAAAAAUCAGGGUCAAAUGAACACAUCUGUGGAUGGGAGUAUGAAGCGAGGACCGGUGGGGCAACCUUGCACGUACACAGAACUUUGCGGUUCAGUUUUCAUGUCCCAUGUUUACACCGUGUUUACAUACAUGUCUUGUGUUGACAUGUCCCAUCGAGCGGAUUAUAAAAGGUAACAAUCCAAAUUAAAUUAAGAUUAUUCUGUUAUUUAUUCGGAUUGGAUUUGCAAACCAAUUGCAAUCGGAUUACAGUGGUCCAUGGAAACGCAGCCAAUUGUGUGCUAUGAUUGAAGAGUCGUGCAGUUCCUCUGAUGACCAGAAGGGGGAAGCAGAAUUAAGUCAAAGACCCAAACCGACAUUGGAGGAAAGUGAGACAUCAACUCUAGAAUGGGUUGUGUCUGGGUGUGUUGUGUAGUCAGUGGAUGGGAAACACUUCCUCUCAACAAGUGUUUUCGAAAGACUUUGGCCUUUCUGCAGAUCCCAUUACAACAUUCAAGAAACAGAACACAUCUCCUCUGCAAACACACAGCUCUAAACAUGCUAGAAAUCGUUCUGCGUUUUAGUUUGCCCUAGUUUGUAUAGCCUACUCAUCUUGCUUGUAAGCUACAUUUGUGUAGCUGCUUUGAAUACUGUUGACUCAAACCAAAGUCCGUUUACAGAAGUCGUGCCACUCGGUGUCUAUGUUUGCAACGCCUCUGGGCAGGUAUUAACGUCAUAGCAAGUCCACAGUCCAAUCUCUGUGAAGGGUGGAAGGUAGAUAUUUCUAAAAUCGCUGGCAAAAAUCACAAUUAAAUAGCAUUUUUCUGAUCAACGAUUAAACCUCAUAUGGACUGUACCUUAACUUCGGUUUGCUAAGCUUAAAUU
Molecule: messenger RNA, 3237 nt
Organism: Triplophysa rosa
Lineage: Eukaryota; Metazoa; Chordata; Actinopteri; Cypriniformes; Nemacheilidae
Gene: aldh1a3
Product: aldehyde dehydrogenase 1 family, member A3
Exons: 13
Coding region: 72-1619 (515 amino acids)
Molecular function (GO): aldehyde dehydrogenase (NAD+) activity
Source: RefSeq, a predicted model, not a curated record